Synchytrium microbalum is the source of this 774-nucleotide messenger RNA. RefSeq lists its product as uncharacterized. Gene Ontology annotation, biological process: regulation of cyclin-dependent protein serine/threonine kinase activity. Gene Ontology annotation, molecular function: protein kinase binding; cyclin-dependent protein serine/threonine kinase regulator activity. Lineage: Eukaryota; Fungi; Chytridiomycota; Chytridiomycetes; Synchytriales; Synchytriaceae. Gene Ontology annotation, cellular component: cyclin-dependent protein kinase holoenzyme complex; nucleus. The record is from RefSeq and is a predicted model, not a curated record. The transcript has 3 exons. Bases 1 to 774 code for a protein of 257 amino acids.
AUGCUCCAGUGGCACGCCAUCGACUGUACGAAGGUCACUGCUCAGGAUGAGAAUGCAUUCCCCCAGUAUGGUCUCAAUGCAUUCGAUGUAUUCUCAUCCUUCCAUCGACUAUGCAAAAGGAUUCACUUCAACAUAAAUCCAAGCACAACCGUUAUAUUACAUGCUCUCGAGUAUAUAAAACGGAUUCGAAGGAUGGCACAACCUAAAUCUCAUACCGAUAUCAAACUGCCUCCGGGAACAGAGUCAACAGUCUUCUUGACCGCCCUCAUGUUGGCAAAUAAAUAUGCAGAUGAUGAUAGGUAUACCGUCAAGGCAUGGUCUCAGGCUAGUGGGUUUGCUAUAAGUGAAAUCAACAAGAUGGAACGAGAAUGUUUAAUAGCACUCGACUAUCGAUUGGUGGUGUCUCCACAAGACCUAUACGCCUGGAACUUGACCUUGAGGAAAUGGUUGGAAGCCAACCAUCCAGAUCAAGCCAAGGCACUCACUCAAAUCUAUAUGCCAACAACUGUCUUCAUCAACGAGAGUGUCAAGAGACGAUCAACUAGUAUCAGUGCUACUGUCAAUACCACUUUGGUGCGUGUCACCGCACCAAAACAACAGCAACAACAAACAGCAGCAGUGGUGGAAGCAAGCACAACUCGACCCAUUGGACUACAAAGCCCUCCAUUAGGCAGGAUUGAUAAUUGGGCUAGAUCAAAGCCCAUCGCCAUACCAGUUGGAUCGAAACAUCAUCAGUCAAAGUGGUGGGUGGACGACCGAUGUCAAUCGAUAUAA